UAAUCUGUAUCUUCUCAAGUAUAGUGAAACCGAUCUCUCUUGCCCGUGGAUUAGGUAUCACACAUCAUUUUAGUGAAUCACGUAUAUCUAUGUGUUCUUUACUUUCUCGUAUUGUCCAUUUCUCAUUCCGUCGUAACAAUGAGCAUGUUAGCAAAUGAUACAAGAUCCAUUGUCGAAACACUCCCAAUAACUCGAGGGGCCACCAAAACAUAAUUAAUGGCAAGUCAUGUGACAAAAAAUCAUGUGGCCACCUUCAUUAUUUUGCAACGAUGAAUGCUGUGAGCCCCCUCACUCGGGUGGCCAGCUUUGCAUUAUUUGCAUCCUCUUAUGAAAUCUCGAUUGAGACAAUGGAAAAGAUGGGAAGAGAAGCUGUGUGUGUAGAAAUGGCAAGAAGGUCCACGAUGAAUGAAAAAGGGAAAAGGAAUGGGACAGCCUCAGAAAGACAAUUAUUUGAUAUGUGGAUCUAAAUGGAAGAGAAUUGGUGAAGGUGGACCAAAAUCUUCCAUGUGAUCUCCUCGUCCUUCCUGCUGCCUUGGAGCAACAGAGAAAAAAGAAAAAGGAGUCCUUCUGUGUCUUGUGCAAAGCCAGUCUUUAUGGUGCAAUGGAAUGGGCCAUUAUUGAAACGAUGAAAACCAAGUUUCAGCACUACCAUGAACCAUAUAUUUCUUCUCAUGCUCGGUUGUUGGCUAAAGUGUUGAAGUCACUUGAAUUACAUUUGAAGUUCAGAUUCGAUAUUCCAUCAAAUUUCCUUCAUAUAACACUUACUCAUCAACUACGGUUUAUACCUAGUAACUCUUGAGACGGAACAAUGGUUCGAUGUAAGGGCCCUCAUUCACGUUUCGAUCAUCCGACUGUUUCAGGGUGGAGGAUAGUUGAGAAAAGACGAAGGUAACUCUUGAUUUACCCCCCAACGAUCUAGCCAAAAGCUCGGGAUCUGAAAUACGUUGAGAGAAAGAAACAAAACGUGAAGUAGAGAUUGAGUUCAAUUGCUUGGAGGACUUGAGAGGUAGAAACAAUUUAUGUGCGGAUUCGUAUCCAAAAUCUAUAUUAUCGUCGGGUUUAUCAUACAUUUGUAUCAUGCUGUCAUUUUACCCUAAAAGUUAACUUUGUAUCGCAUUAAUUAAUUACAAGGAAUUUAAUUACUUUAUAAGGCCACAUCAAGAUCAAAUAUUAAAUGAAUACUUCGUCAUUAUUGGGUUGGUUUGUUGGACCUAAAUGACCGAGCUACCUCUCUAUAGCCUAAGUGGUCACUCCUGACCAAGGCGGUUAGCCCGUCUAUAUAGGCUAUAAGAUGAAAGUAUGACAAACCCAUUGGUAUAAUAUUUAGCUUCCCAAAAAAUUAAGCAUAGAGUCUAAGAGGUGGAGACUUAUCAAGUAAGGUACCAGUCGAUGAGACAGACUUGUUAGCAAACUAGCAAUAAGGUUUCGGUGGCAAGCUGGCAUGGUAUCAAGCCGGCAAGCAACAAGGUAUCAAGUUGAUGGCACAUGCUUGGUGGCUAGUUCAUAAGAAGGGUCACACCUGGGUUAUGUGACAAGCCCGAUAGUGUGAACCUAACUUCGCAAUACUAAGUAUGAAACCCUAGAGGAAGAGACUUGUCAAGCAAGGUACCAUCCGGCGAGACGGACUUGUUAACAAACUAGCAAUAAGGUUUUAGUGGCAAGAAGGAUGGUAUAUAUCAAGCCGAUGAGAUAGACUUGUUGACAAGUUGACUAGAUGAACUUGCUAGCGAGUCGAAUGGUAUCAAGCCGAAGAGACAAACUUAUUGGCAAGAUGGACUUUUUGGCAAGGCGGUAUGGCAGGGUAUCAACUCAACGAGAUAUGCUUGGUGGCAAGUCAAAAGGUUUCAAGCCGAUGAGAUGAGCUUGGUGGCAAGUUAUCUAGGUGACAAGUUGACGAGAUGAAUGUGGUACCAAACCUACAAGAUGGUACCAGGUUGAGCUCUCCAAAACUAAGCAUGAAAUCUUUGUAGGUAAGGGGCCAUCCAUCAAUGCGAGUACCAAGGCCUAACUAACAAGACAGUUGCAUCGAAGUGCUCAAUAAGACGAGAGCAACAAAGAAGCUAAGUAUGGAGCCACUUGGGGGGGGGGGGCAUCACUGAUGUGAUCAAGACUUCAUCAUGGAAGCAAGGCAACGAGACUUCAACACCACCUUAGUCACGAUGAGAUGACAAGACUUGGAUGAAAUUCAACUCAACACCAACUCAGCCCGACGUCAAGGCCACCAAGACGAAACCAACUAUGAUGGAGGCGAGAGGUCCCUAAGGCUCCAACUUCAUCUUUUCUCUGCAGUGUAACAAUCGCGCUUAGCUUUUAGUUUGGAGUUCUCACUGAACAUUCAUAGGAAUAAGAAUAACUUAACAUUAUUAUAUAUGUCCCAAAAUCCAUCAAAAAUAUCCAACACUCUCGUUUAAACUUUAUCUGAACCGUAUCAUAGUUGUCAAAAGGAAAUUCUUUGAUAUUAAUACAAAAGUUUUCUCCCUAAAAAACAGAGGCACUAGUAACACCCAACAAUUACCAAAUAUAAUUAAGAAAAUAAGCUCACAUGGGAAGUGCCUCGUUGAUCUUCACCCACCAACACCAUGAAGACACUAUUUGCCUCUUUUUUCCUCACCAAAAAGAACCAAGUAGCAGCAAGAUAAUACGAAGGAGAGAGUUUAGGCUUUUUUGUCCUGUAACCGCUGCAUGCAUCUAGAAGGCAGGGGAGAACAGUAAUGGCCAAUGGGGUCGAUCUAGAAUGGUGUGGAGUAACGUACUUCUGCUUUUUCUCCUCACUAAUUUCCGUUUAGUUCGUUUCAAUAAUUUUCAUGGUCAGCAAGAAAAGAAGAAGAAAAGGCCCGGGCCAGCCAUCUGGGGCGCCAAAGCUCCCACCUACCAGAGCCACACAAAAAUAACAUCAAGGCUGCUGCAUCCGUUUGUUUCUCAUGCUAGCUAGGAGAUGAAUCAAGCAUUCGUUAUACGGGACGAAUUGUCGUAAGAGGAAAAGAUAUAUAAGACUCAUUCUUGAACUUCAACAGAUCGAAUUAGAAACAUGAAUCGAUCAUUAUCAUGGUAUCAGAGACUUAACAGCUAAUUAAAAAAUUUCGUGUUCGAAUCUCGAUAAUCCGCCUCGAAUUGAUUGUGGUCUCAAACCCUUUACUCUCACUCAACUUCCUGAUGACCACACUUGCCCAUGCACGGACACGGUUCACUUGGACCGCACCCAAACCCAAGGUAGAGCCAAAGUGAGGUCCAUUCUUCUUCUACAUGACGCCACGUGUCGAUGAUGCCUCUGCCUCGUUUCCUCUAUAAAUUUACCGCUUCGCCGCUGCUGGAGAGAGUCACUCGAGAUACACAGCCCUUCCCAAUUAGCCCAAGAUUCCUCCUCUGCUGCCUUCUCCUUUCUUCUUAUUGAGUUUCAAUUUCUUUCGGUGAAGAGAGGGGGAAAGAUGUUUAUCGAGAAGUUUCAGGUGGAGAGUCCUAAUGUGAAGUACACAGAGACUGAGAUACAGUCCGUGUACAACUACGAGACCACUGAACUCGUUCACGAGAACAGGAAUGGUUCGUACCAGUGGGUCGUCAAGCCCAAGUCCGUCCAAUACGAGUUCAAGACCGAUACUCGUGUCCCCAAACUUGGGGUUAUGCUGGUUGGGUGGGGAGGAAAUAAUGGAUCCACUCUCACUGGUGGAAUCAUUGCCAACAGAGAAGGGAUUUCAUGGGCAACCAAGGAUAAGGUUCAGCAGGCUAACUACUUUGGCUCUCUCACCCAAGCAUCAGCAAUCCGAGUUGGGUCCUACAAUGGAGAAGAAAUCUAUGCCCCAUUCAAGAGCCUCCUCCCCAUGGUGAACCCAGAUGAGAUAGUGUUUGGAGGCUGGGAUAUAAGCGACAUGAAUUUGGCUGAUGCCAUGGCAAGGGCCAGGGUUUUGGACAUUGAUCUGCAGAAACAGUUGAGGCCCUACAUGGAAUCCAUGGUCCCACUACCUGGUAUUUAUGACCCUGACUUCAUUGCUGCUAACCAAGACUCCCGUGCCAACAAUGUUAUCAAGGGCACCAAGAAGGAACAGGUCCAGCAAGUUAUCAAGGACAUUAGGGAGUUCAAGGAGAAGACCAAGGUGGACAGGGUUGUUGUACUGUGGACAGCCAACACCGAGAGGUACAGCAACAUUGUUGUGGGUCUGAAUGACACCACAGAGAACCUCCUGGCUGCUAUUGACAGAAAUGAGUCUGAGAUCUCUCCAUCUACCCUCUAUGCAUUGGCUUGCAUUAUGGAAGAGAUCCCUUUCAUUAAUGGAAGCCCACAGAACACUUUUGUUCCAGGACUUAUUGACUUGGCUAUCCAGAGGAACAGUUUGAUUGGUGGUGAUGACUUUAAGAGUGGCCAGACUAAGAUGAAAUCAGUGCUUGUUGAUUUCCUUGUUGGUGCUGGUAUCAAGCCAACAUCAAUUGUGAGCUACAAUCACCUUGGGAACAAUGACGGGAUGAAUCUCUCAGCACCACAGACGUUUAGAUCCAAGGAGAUCUCGAAGAGCAACGUUGUUGAUGACAUGGUUUCCAGCAAUGCCAUCCUUUACGAGCCUGGUGAACACCCUGACCAUGUUGUGGUCAUCAAGUAUGUGCCUUAUGUAGCAGACAGCAAGAGAGCUAUGGAUGAAUACACAUCAGAGAUCUUCUUGGGCGGGACCAACACCAUUGUGAUGCACAACACAUGUGAGGAUUCCCUCUUGGCUGCACCAAUCAUCCUGGACUUGGUCCUCCUUGCUGAGCUCAGCACCAGGAUUCAGCUUAAAGCUGAGGGAGAGGGCAAGUUCCACUCUUUCCACCCUGUGGCAACCAUUCUCAGUUACCUUACCAAGGCUCCUCUGGUUCCACCAGGCACACCAGUGGUGAAUGCACUGUCAAAGCAGAGGGCCAUGCUGGAGAACAUCCUGAGAGCUUGUGUUGGUUUGGCUCCUGAGAACAACAUGAUCUUGGAGUACAAGUGAAGGGAGGAAAAACAAGAGUUUGCUGUUUGCCUUACCUACUUACCCACCUAGUAGUUGUGGUAAUUGUGGCUGUGGAAGAUGAUUUGCUACUUCAAGCAGACUCUUUUUAAAAACUAGAAGGAAGAAGAAGACCCAUUUUCCAAGUUUCUCUUUUCCUCUGUUCAUGUUUUAAUGUCUGUGUGUGGAAAUGGCCUCUUCUGUAAUGAUCUAAAAUGAUCUCCCUUUCUUUUCUGCCUUUUUCUUUUUGUUUCCUCUCAAAAGGGUGAUCAUGGUUUCAUCAUGAGGCUCUUAGUGUGAUUGUUGGCUCUCUUUGUUCUGGCCAUGAUGCACCUUGUGUUGGUAAUAGAAUGGAUAAAUUAUAUAUAUGUAAGUUAGUUUCUGUGAAAAUUGUGUCUACUGCCUUGUACUUCUUACUUUCUACUGUUCUCUUCUCUUAAACCACCUUAGAUAAGGGUAGUUUCUUCCUAUCCUGAUAAGGAGCAAGAUGGACCGCCAUGAUCGAUGGCAUGACAUGAAGUUGGUCCUGAAAACUGCAUCCUGAACGCACUGAUUGAGGUGUGAAAGAUGCAGUAUACAGUGCCAUGUUGAACAAUGAACAUCACGACAGAAGUGCAAAAAGAAAAAUACUUUGAAUGGUUUCAACUGGGUUCUGGAGUGUCCCCAUUUCUUCACUUUUCUUUCAAUUUUGGUAUUGUUAUUUCACUUUCAAGUCAGUGUUGCCAUACAUGUGGAGCUCUUAUUGGCCUAUUGUUUUAUGUGCUUGCCGCUUGGUGUUGUUUUCACGAGAAUGCCAGGUCCACAUAAAAGCAUACUGCAGUUAAUGAAUAUGUUGUCAGCUUAUGUUAGUUUGGCUCCUGACGAGCAACAUGUUCAUGGGAUCCAACUGAAGGCAGAAAAAAAGCUCUUUGCUUUACCUACUUACCCACCUAGCAGUAAGAAGAAGAUGAUGAGGUUUUUUUUUUUUGGCCAGCUGUGGAAUGGAAGAAUAUGUUCAUGGGGCUAGUUAAUGAAAGAGAUUCGUAAGUGAAAGAAAAAGAAUCAAAGUUAAAUCAUCAAUCACCCUUCUCGUAAAAAUGAAAGGACAUUCUCGUUCCUCUCGAACAUCUGGUCGAUAACGUAUAGAGAUUUUUCAGAUAAUUAUCUGUUGAAUUCUCCAUUUGAAUGGUUAAGAAUGCGUAAAAAAACGUCAUUGACCACAUCCUAAUCGCCAAAAUUACCUCUGCAUCCAGAAUGUACCGACUGAGGUGUGUCGUAGUGAAGAGAAGUACAACGACCGUUUCAAACAUCACGACAAGAGUGGUAAAAUAACUACUUUGAAUGGUCCCCAACUUUGAUUUACAAGGUCCCCCACUCUUUCCUUUUAUUUCAUAUUUUUGGUAUUGCUACUCACUUUCAUGUCAGUAUUGCCAUACAUGUGGGAUGCUUAUUGGCCUGUGCUUUUGUGUUGAAUAGCCUAGGUCCACAUAAAAAAAAAAAAAAAAAACAACCAAAACACUCAGCAGUUGAAAUCUUGAGAUUUCUAAUCAGUAAUCACAUCGUUGGUUGGAUAGAUUUUCUUGAAGAGAUUGGUUUGGUCCAUUCAUAGAAACACAUUCAAUGGGUGAAAACUGAAAACCCUAACUUUCAUUUGUACUCAUGCUACUCUGUUUUAGUCCAUAGUGGAGAAAAGCAAUGGCAUUAUGGUCCACCGGAUUGCAACAGAGAUGGUCGACAUAGCCUGGGUAAGUGGAGACAUAGAUGGAGAGGCAGUUGCAUAUCAAGGGUAAAGUGACUGGCCCACGACAGAGCUCGUUAACGAACCAGGUCACGGAGUUAGUACGUGCUAUCACAUGCACCACUUGAUUGUAUAUAUGGAAUGAAACAGAUAGUAACUUGCAUUCUGGAUUGUCAGUUCACAAAAGAAAAGAAAAAAAUCUCAUUGUCAUACUCGGCUUAAGAAAGCACAAAACAAGGUACGUGUGGUUCGAAGAUGCCUCCUCUUCUUUAUGUCGAACAUCUUCCACAUCUUUCAGUUCGAACACUGUAACUAGUUAUGCAUACGUGGCGAAUUUUCUUUCCGUUUGGUGUUAUUAUCAGUACAAACAUAUCUUGAAAGUCAAUUCUAUCGAGAGGAUUGUGUUGCGGGAUUCUUGAAAAGGAAUUCCCUUCUUUUCUGUGGCAUUGGGUAGUGAGUGGUUUUGGUUUGCUUGGAAGGAACAGAGAACCUCACCUGAUCUCCCCAUCUUGGAUAGUAAGGAUUAGUGGAGGAGUAUUUUUCUCCCUCAUGGCUCAUCAAUGUUGAAAAACCUGUGAUUUGAGUGGUUGAUGGAAUCUCACUGAAGCUGGAUUUCAACUCUGUCGUUUUUUUCUUCUUGAUUUAAUGUUUUUAAUAUAGAUAAUUUUUAUGAAGUAAAAUAACAUCAAAUGGGGAUGUAGCUCAGAUGGUAGAGCGCUCGCUUAGCAUGCGAGAGGUACGGGGAUCGAUACCCCGCAUCUCCACUUUUUUUUAUUAUCACUUUGAUGUUUUCGAGUUGAAGUAUUGGGCUGCUUGGGCCGGCUACACAAGGAUGGGCUUGGUUGAUAUUGGGCCAGCCUAAGUUUCGAAAUGCGUAAGCAGGCCGUAUUGUAAACCACUCCUCUGUUAUUCUUUUGGGCUGAAUUGGAAACGAGGCACCGGUCCAGCUUCUCUAGGACGUUGCAGUUGUACCCUGAAGAAAAAAAGCCCAAUUAUUUUGUCCUCAACUCGAUAUGAAACUCUAGUCAACAAACAAAGUCAAGUCUAUGCAAAGUUGCAAACUUGUGUGUUCACGGCACGUAUGAAGAAUGCUGAAUGCAAUGCCAAUAAUAUCUAUAACUACACCGUAACUAAACUGAUAGAAUCCCAUGUGAUUCCAUAUCGGUCAAGAUUUCGGAGUAACGAAAAUAACUCUAAACGAGCUCAGUUGAUGCAGGCUAAAUUUUAUGUUAAAAGUUGUUAUUCAUUCGUAUACUUUCAUCGAAGCAGGAUCUCUGUCUCGCUCGUCCUUCCACAAGGACAACUUCCUCUUCCCAAAAGCAUGGCUUUAGAGUUUAGUUCUGACUUUUAUAUACCGCAUACGCGACCAAAAGUAAUUGACGAUUAAUUAAACCGUCGUGACAUCAUAUAAGAAAAGACUGUGAAAUUUAGGUAAAUAAAAUGGGUGGAAGUCUACGUUUGCAUUUGAGAAAAACAAAAAAACAAAAAUUGCGUAGCAAUCGCACUUUACGCACAAUUUACGUUAUAGACUGUGGGAAAACCCUUAUCAUCAUGAACUGUCGUUACCCUUCUUGUAUGCAUAAUUGCAUACGUUAAUGAGGAAAAGGACAAAAGGUGAGAACUUAGAAACAAUAUGUAAUUCCAAAGACCAUUAAGUAAAAAAAAAAGAAAUGAAUCAUAAGGUUGCCAUCAAAGACGAUAGCAAUUAGUGGAAUUGAUUAGUUAAAUGGGUUAUGUUAAUUAGGGUUUGUAGAUGGCUCAUUUCCCAACUCCCACAAUCCAAGGCAGGAAGCAAGGAGAUGGGGGUGACACCCAACAGCCCAACAAGUGGGAAAAGGGAUGAUUAAGUGUUGAGUGGUAAGCAUUAGAGGGAUUGUUUAACAUAUUAGGUUUUUUAAUCUUCAAUGUAGUUAAAUCUAAGUGUCUCUGAUAAACAGAUUUUGAAAGCGCGUUUAUCAGUUUGAUUUGUCAUUGUCGGUCAUUGUCUUCAUGAGAUACACGUAAAAUGAUCUUGUUUGUUGAUCGAUAAGAAUAUCGCCCGAGUCUCGCAAAUUCGUCACUAGUUUACCUAUACGAAAGACAUUAACUUGUUGCUAUGAUAUGGCAUCUGAAUGUUUGGGAGACAUACCACACCUGUUAGAGAUAAACUCCGUCAAAAUUUUUAUGUCGCUUCAGAAGUGAGAACAUGUUGUAUACCUAAACUUGGUGGUUAAGAUGAUAUACCUACACCAGAAUCAGUUACCUUACUCGUGAGCUAUGAGCAAUCAGAUCUUGUUUUUAUCAACUAAUCGAACCAUGAAAAUUAAUGGUAGGAAAAAUUCCUAACAACCGUUGUCUUCAUUGUAUUCACUUUUUUUUUUUCUCUUCAUAAAAACAAUAAUGAAUUCUCUUUCAUUAGCUCUUACAAAAUUUCUCAUACAAUUUGAUUGGUAGAGAGAUUUUUCAAAAUUACAACACAUAAAAAAGCUUUUAGUAAAUCAAUAAUAUUCUCUUGUGACUACUUGUCAAUCCCCUAGUUCAUUUUCACUUCUUAAGAUUCUUAUAUAACCCAAAUAACCAAAACUCAACUCCCUCCUUCCUUUAUUUAUUUAGUGUUGAUUUACUCAUGCCUCGACAUAUUUCUACUUUUUUAAUAAGAAAUACUGGGUUCAAAAAUAGAUACUUACAAAGUACUGAGUAAUCAAACAUGACAAUCGACAAAUAGAUAGAUCGUCGGACGUUUUACAAGAGCCCCAAUUAUAAUAAUAAUAACAAUCAAGCACCCUCAUAGCUGUUCCACAAAUAAAUCUGAAGGAAAUCAUAGUUUUCAUAUGCAAUCAUCAAAGCUGGAAGAAGCCAAUCAGACAACAAAGUAUGGUGUGUUUAUCAAUCAAAGAAUAAUUCAUUUCUGUAUUUUUCAAUACGUUUGGUUGUGCAUUAUUGGGCAGCCGGUGGAUUAAUAUAGGGAGCGAAUUAAAGAGAAGCAUUGACCCCAAAACUAAAAAGAAUUGACAAACAAAUCCUUCAGAUUUCGUUUCCUCAAGAUUUGCCCUCAAAUUGGCAUUUUUUCUAUUCCUCCUCGGGCGUGUAGAUACUCCAGGUAACAUCAAAAUUCCUUGUUUAGUGGUUCUGUAGCGUGUUAAAUAUUCAGACGUGGAAACGGAAUAAGACGACACCUACGCAUAAUUAGAUGAUACUAUCUGUAAAUUCAAUUUUCUCUCUCGAUAUUUUUAAUGACUUGAGAAUUUUCUAAACUAUUGAACUAAGAUUAUAUGAACUCAUGAAUUAUUAUACCUUAUUGUUGAGUUUAAGUAUGUCAUUGAUCACUUGAACUACAUUGCGAAAGUGUUAUAACUAGUAAACUGCUAUUUCAUUUAUAAUUUUAGUACAAACUAGUUCCCCCCCCUUCCCACAACUAGGCACGAUCAGGCAACUGAUAGACAAUCGAGGCAUAAGAUAAGAUCUCAACAAUUACCUUACGCUUAGCUCCUUUUUCGACCUUGAUAUCAUCGACUUAUUUUAAGCCACUUUAACUUUAGAAUAAUAUGAUGAUAUUAUGGUUUGAUUAAAAAAAAAAUUUGCGUACUUAUGGAGAGAUUGAGAGGGAAAUUAAGAAUUAAAUAUUGGCAUUUAAAAGAAACAGGUACGCAUCAUUAUUGAACCAGUCUAGCUAAGUAGCUAUCAAAUUUGGAUUUUUUUUCCAAUUAUUCCUUUUGGUCCCCCUAUAGCUUUAUUAUUACAAAAUUGGAAUAAUUUGGCUUGAAUGAUUCUUAUUAAUUUAUUUAUUAAGAAAAUGGAGUGAGACAUUGACCUCCUGAAGGUGAAGUGAGUGUAUAUAAUAAUAAUAAUAAUAAUAAUAAUAAUUAAAAAAAAUAAUGUAGCUGGGCUGAAGUUGAUAUAUGGAGCUCCGAUGGAAGCAUGUUCAACGAACAAGUCUCCUUUCACAUUUCAGUUUUAUACAAGUGAAAGGUGGUGCAAGGUUCAAGAGAGGUCGUAUCUUUCUACGAUAACCAAGAAAUUUAACAAGACAUAUCUUGAUUUACAUUGAAUGUGUAGCGGAAAAAGUUAUUAUUGUGUUUAUCAAGUCGUUGAGUCGGACGCGAACGAUCCAACGAUCACGAAUCGUUCGCUUCCGAUCAAACGGUACGCGCGUGGUGCCUGUGAACACGUACGUACCCACGCGGUACUCCUGUGAGCACCAUAAUCGGACUGUAGUGGUGGUGGAACGAGUCGCGCGCGAAUCGAAGGACAGUAGUGGUCCCCAAAAACCCAACCAAAAGGGAUGGGUGGUGGACCAUAAAUGGUUAUUGGACGGGUCCGAUCGAUGGGGAAUUGAGAGGGGCCGCCGGGGAGCGUCUUGGAGUUUUCCAAAGCAACAACACAAACACUACACCAACCCAAAUUCCCCAAUUUGCCCAAACCAAACCAAAACCAAAUAAAGUCUCAUCAAUCACCACCAAGGUUGUCAAACCGGUUUGUGUCAGUGUGCAGGUUUAGCAAGUGGAAUGGUUCGACCGCUGGUACAUUCUGGUUUGUGCCGGUUCAUGCCGGUUAAUAUUACAGAUAAUUUACAAAUACUCAUAUUUAAGCACAACAUUUAACGUCAAUACCUAAAUAUUUGUACUUGAAUUCAAUAAAUAACAUCAACAUUUAACUUUUUUAACACAUAAAAUAAAUAAUAAAUUAUUUUUUAUCAAAUAAAUUCACUAAUAGAAGAUCAUUUUACUUAGAGAUUCGUAUAUCGAUCAUGCCGGUCAUACCGGUGGUGUCAUACCGAUUUUAUGAUCGAUACAGGUUGAAUCAGGUUCAACCAGUGGCACUCCGGGCGGCGUGACAACCAUGAUCACCACCCAACAAAUCCUUCCAAAACCCAUCAAGUGUCAUUAGUUAAUUCAUAAAAACAGUAGAGAUUAUGAUGACGACGACUCGACAAUUCACCUCUCUCCCUCAGUUUUACUACCCUAUACAUGUGUGUUUGUGCAGUCCCUAGGUUCUUGGAUUUUUCAUAUUCAAGAUUCCAAUAGUUGUGGUGUGUGCACUGUCGGUGAUAUUAUAUUCACUAUAAAUCACCAGCAUGUGAAAUGAAUCUUUUUUUUUUUUUGGUUGUAAACACACAUCGGUAAGUUGUUUGGGUCGUUCUGAUGUGACGCAAAGAGAUCGAUCCAGACUCUUCGAGGUUUCCCUUGUA
Messenger RNA from Linum trigynum, 11839 nucleotides. Lineage: Eukaryota; Viridiplantae; Streptophyta; Magnoliopsida; Malpighiales; Linaceae. The record is from the annotation of a GenBank genome assembly.